AUGCUGCCGGCGCGCCUCCGCCCGGGGCGGCUGCUGUCCGCCGCGCCGCUCCGCCCGCCCGCGCCGAGGGGAGCCGCGACCGCCGGGGAUCCCGCCCGGAGCCCGGGCACCGCCCGCGCUGAGCAGGCUCACAGGGUGGUUGCAAGUUGCAAACCUUCUAAGUUUGACAAGAAAAUCCUCCUCUGGACCGGACGUUUCAAGACAGAAGAAGAGAUUCCUCUGAGGAUCCCGCCAGAGAUGAUAGAUAAGGCAAGAAACAAAGCCCGAGUGAAAGCCUGUUACAUCAUGAUUGGGCUCUCAAUUAUUGCCUGCUUUGCGGUGAUUGCCUCAGCUAAGAAGGCUGCCUCACGCCAUGAGUCCUUAACGAGCCUGAACCUGGCAAAGAAGGCCAAGUGGCGGGAGGAGGCUGCGCUGGCCGCGGAGGCGAAGACCAAGUAACUUCAUCUGAAAUCUGAAUGUCCUUGGAAGAGCAAAAUUAACUGCUGCUGAGAGCUAUUAGUGAGCUUUACCCCUAAAUGGACAACUGUAGUAUCCAUACCCUAGAGCCAGUAAGGGCAGCUACAGCAUCACAAAAAGAAAGCGAAUGGCUCUUUCAUUAGGAAGAUAUUCAGGAUAUUUGUUGCAUAUAAUUAAAGCUGUUUAGAAUGUUUUGCAUAUGAUUAAAAGCAGUAAUUAGUUUUAAAGGGGAUGAGGUAGUUUCCUAAGA
Molecule: messenger RNA, 706 nt
Organism: Melozone crissalis (California towhee)
Lineage: Eukaryota; Metazoa; Chordata; Aves; Passeriformes; Passerellidae
Gene: FAM162B
Product: family with sequence similarity 162 member B
Exons: 4
Coding region: 1-438 (145 amino acids)
Source: RefSeq, a predicted model, not a curated record